This is a messenger RNA of Aureobasidium pullulans EXF-150, 603 nucleotides long. Its product is annotated as ribosomal protein S7e. Gene Ontology annotation, cellular component: small-subunit processome; ribosome; cytosolic small ribosomal subunit. NCBI's taxonomy places the organism in Eukaryota, Fungi, Ascomycota, Dothideomycetes, Dothideales, Saccotheciaceae. Gene Ontology annotation, biological process: ribosomal small subunit biogenesis; translation; rRNA processing. The record is from RefSeq and is a predicted model, not a curated record. Gene Ontology annotation, molecular function: structural constituent of ribosome. The coding region runs from base 1 to 603 and encodes 200 amino acids. The transcript is spliced from 3 exons.
AUGUCUCACCUCAACAAGAUCGCCCCCAACUCGCCUUCGCGCCAGAACCCCUCGGAGAUCGAGACCAGCAUUGCCAAUGCUCUCUACGAGCUCGAGAACAACAUCCAGGACAUGCGCGCCUCUCUGCGCCCCCUGCAGUUCGUCUCUGCCCGCGAGAUCGAGGUUGGUCACGGCAGAAAGGCCAUUGUCAUCUUCGUCCCCGUUCCCCAGCUCCAGGGCUUCCACAAGGUCCAGCAGCGUCUGACCCGUGAGCUCGAGAAGAAGUUCUCCGACCGUCACGUCCUGAUCGUCGCCUCGCGCCGCAUCUUGCCCCGCCCCAAGCGCAGCAACCGCUCGCGCACCAGCCAGACCCAGAAGCGCCCUCGUUCGCGUACUCUGACUGCUGUCCACGACGCCAUCCUUGCCGACCUCGUCUACCCCGUCGAGAUCGUUGGCAAGCGCAUGCGCACCAAGGAGGACGGCACCAAGGUCCUCAAGAUCGUCCUCGACGAGAAGGAGCGUGGUGGUGUUGACUACCGCCUCGACACCUACUCUGAGGUCUACAAGAGACUCACAGGCAAGGGUGUUAACUUCGAGUUCCCCGUCGCUGCCGCCGAGUACUAA